AAGUCAUAUGUAAUCAACUUUGAUGGAUGAUUUGCAGGUUGUUCCUGACCAGACCUUGGACGACUUGAUUGUAGUGUGUAGCUCGGACUCGUACGAGAAACUGGACGCGGGCAUACAGGGUAUGAUUAAUGACGGUCACUCCGCCUCACAGGUCAUCACACAGAUGCAUGAGAAACUGAUAGAAAAGGAAGACCUAUCUGACAAACAGAAGGCAGUCAUCUUUGAAAAGCUGGCGGUAAGUGAAAGACUGCAGAACAUAAUAUUGGGAAAACAGGACGUAGAUCACGGACUAUACCAGUCAGGUUAG
Messenger RNA from Pecten maximus, 307 nucleotides. Its product is annotated as replication factor C subunit 4-like. Bases 23 to 307 code for a protein of 94 amino acids. Gene Ontology annotation, molecular function: DNA binding. The record is from RefSeq and is a predicted model, not a curated record. Gene Ontology annotation, biological process: DNA replication. The transcript is spliced from 3 exons. Lineage: Eukaryota; Metazoa; Mollusca; Bivalvia; Pectinida; Pectinidae.